This is a messenger RNA of Drosophila grimshawi, 1011 nucleotides long. RefSeq names its product eukaryotic translation initiation factor 4E1 (gene eIF4E4). The coding region runs from base 105 to 806 and encodes 233 amino acids. NCBI's taxonomy places the organism in Eukaryota, Metazoa, Arthropoda, Insecta, Diptera, Drosophilidae. Gene Ontology annotation, cellular component: eukaryotic translation initiation factor 4F complex; cytoplasm. Gene Ontology annotation, biological process: translational initiation. Gene Ontology annotation, molecular function: translation initiation factor activity; RNA 7-methylguanosine cap binding. The transcript is spliced from 4 exons. The record is from RefSeq and is a predicted model, not a curated record.
UGAAAGUAUUUGAAAGCGAGCUGUAAAAGGAAAUAAAGUCGCUUAAAUUUUGAAGACGUGUUAAAAAUUAACAUUCGUAUCAAGAGCAUAAAUCAGUAAUAAUCAUGUUGUUGGCCAAACAGAAUAGUUUCAAUAUACUCGACAGCGAUACAGAGUUGCCUGCAGUGGAUAGCAAAUCCACUACCAGCCAGGAUCUAAAACCCAACUCAGAUGAUGAGAUGCCGAGCAAGUCGAACAGUAAACAGGAACUGAUUCCCAUACGCUACAAGCAUCCGCUGGAGCAUACCUGGACGCUGUGGUAUCUGGAGAAUGAUCGCAACAAGAGCUGGGAAGAAAUGCAGAACGAGAUAACUAGCUUCGAUAUGGUGGAGGAUUUCUGGAGUCUGUACAAUCACAUUAAGCCGCCAUCGGAGCUCAAAAUUGGUAGCGAUUACUCAUUGUUUAAGAAGGGCAUACAACCCAUGUGGGAGGACGAUACUAAUAAAAAUGGCGGCCGCUGGGUCAUCAGCAUUGGACGCUGCAGCCACAUGGAGUUGGACAAACUGUGGCUAGAUGUGUUGCUAAUACUGAUUGGUGAGGCGGUCCAUUAUACCGAUGAAAUCUGUGGCGCUGUCAUCAACUUGCGCAGCAAGACCAACAAAAUUUCGAUUUGGACCGCCAAUGGACAGAAUGAACUGGCCCUCAUGGAGAUUGGGCACAAGCUGCUUAUUCUUUUGGGUUUGCCCCCAAACAAUCUGCAAUACCAGUUGCACAAGGACUCCAUGUGCAAGCAGGCUUCGCUGGUCAAAGCCGCUUACAUACUCUAAAGACCAGCCUGUAUAAUAAUCAACGUUUGUCUAUGCCAGCAGUUGUCACAUCUGCCACCCACAAUUCCCACUUCACACAUAUAACCAAACACAUUUUAAGCAGCAACUGCGCGUGUAUUCCAAAAAUGUAUAAAAAAAUUGCAAGAAAUAAUUAUAUAAAAGUGCUGAAAUAACUCAAAGUAAUAAAGCUCAGCUAAACUGAAAA